Messenger RNA from Larimichthys crocea (large yellow croaker), 1894 nucleotides. RefSeq names its product EDAR-associated death domain (gene edaradd). Lineage: Eukaryota; Metazoa; Chordata; Actinopteri; Sciaenidae. Gene Ontology annotation, molecular function: protein binding. Bases 208 to 885 code for a protein of 225 amino acids. Gene Ontology annotation, biological process: signal transduction. The transcript has 6 exons. The record is from RefSeq and is a predicted model, not a curated record.
UUAAAAUUUACAGGUAUUGCCUGUUAACGUAGAUGUUUGUAUGUACGAGGGGACCGUGAAGGCAGCACUGGUCCUGAUCCUCUGCGUGACGAUGCGGUGUUUCAUUUGUGUGAGCGGCCGCCGCUGGGCUGGCGUUAGAGCUUCCUGUUCCGUGCGGGAUUACUGUGUGUUUUACACACUUUCUGUUGUCCUGAUACACUUCACUGCAUGAGACACGUCACUGCUUCAAACAUGAAAAAAAGCAGUUUGAGGUCGUUUAAGGAGCCGUUUGGCAGGAUCAGCUCUGAACCCGUGGAGGACACAGACACCACCAGCUUUGUGGCAGAAAUUUCCUUGGAGGCCAAUUACCCAGUGCAGGUGACAGAUCCCCAUGCAGAGGCUGUGACACUCCACCUGAGCUCCAUGCCGCCUGGAUACCUGAGCCCCUCCUCAGGUAGAAUAAGACAGCCAGUUGAAGAUGUUGAAGAAUGCACCUGCCCAACAUCUAUUUCACCAGACUACCCCAAAGAACUGCAGUUACUAAACAGCCCCUGUGAAAAGUGCUGCUGCCCAGCACCUCCUCCCAAGAUCAGCGACCUCAUGAAUGACAAAGAUCUCCUGGACUUACUGCGGCUCAAAUUGGAUCCAAACCACUGCACCAUCAAAAACUGGAAGAACUUUGCGAGUCGAUGGGGGAUGAGCUAUGAUGAACUGACCCUGCUGGAGCACCGGACGCAGGGGUCCUUGUCACACAGCCCCACUCAGGAGUUCCUGCUGCGCUACAACCAGAAGACGGUCACUGAGCUCACCGAACUUUGCCGCAUCUACCAGCGCAUUGAUGUGCUGCGGCUGCUGCAGAGCUGGAUAGAGAAGGACUGGCCGUCACGCUGGCAACAGACUCUUUAACCAGUUUGACUCUGUAUAUUUAUCCUGUAUUUCUUUUUUCUUCUAUCAGGGUUGUAUUUGUAAGGGAUUUCUUCUUCUUCAUAAGACUGGAUAGAUUUUACCAAUGUUUUAUCAUUAGUAACUAUAGAAGUGAUCCUCUGAAAAAGAUAAACAAUGACCAACCAGUGAAAGUCCUUUAGAGAAUGUCAGCACACUGGGUGCUUCAUGUAGCACAGGAUCUUACACACAGUAUACACAUGACUUGCUACUGAUAAAAGGUUUGGCUAAAUUAGUCCAGACUACUGAAAUGAAAUAUCUAAACUGGUGGAUAGAUUGCCCUGUAGUUUUGUACAGACAUUCUUGAUUCAUGGUGCCCAGAGGAUAGAUCCUAUGGCUUUGGUGAUCCUCUGAAUUUUCCUCUCAUUAUCUCAACAUCUACUUGUCAGAUUGGUCCAACUUUUUCUAAAGACAUUCAUGUUUCCCCAAUGAUGUGUCCUGAUCUUGAGGUCCACAGAAAACUAUUUGAUGGAUUGUAAAGAAAUUAGUGGACAUUCAUGUUCCCCUCAGGUUGAAUUGUAAUACAUGUUUUCUUAAAUGCCAUCAUGCAGUCAAAAAUUUAAUUUAUACAACAUUUUGUGAUUAUGGUUUAUAACUAAAUACCUGGAACGAUCAUCCCCAGUACUACUUUGUGUUUAGUGUGAAUUGGCAAAUGUUAGAAUGCUAAAAUGUCAGCCUGUUAGCAUGGGUCACAAACACAAAGGGAAUGGUAAAAUAUUUAUUUUUUUAUAAAAUGUUAUGUUUUAUUUUCGGACAUAACACAGCAGGAUGUGUGUCAUCCUCUCACAUUAAGAGGGGCUUGAUGUUCCAUUGAUGUAGAAUGGGAAAUAACUAAUUUGUUACAUUCACAAACCAAAAGUUUUUAGCAGUUUAAAACAGUUUAAAUGUUUAAAGCUUUUGAAGAAACAUAUUUUAAUAUUUUUUUAUUGUGCUUUUAUUCUCAGUAUGAAAUAAACACGUCAAACUCUGUAAA